AUGUCAGGCUUCCAGAUCCCCGGCCUGGGGUUCGCGAAACCCAACGAGACUCUGCCUCCUCUGCCCCCCGACGUACUCGCCGCGGCCGCAAGCUUCGAGGGUGCCAACAUCGAGGAGAACCACAAGCCUGCCGAGACCAAGACGGAGCAGAAUGAAGACACAAAGAUGGAAGAGACACCUGCCGAGGCAACGGAACCUAUCGCAAGCGAACCUCAGCUUCCUCCCCAUGUGGAGCGCUCAGAGACAAACGACUCCGACGCCAUGAACAUCGACGCCGCCGAGCCCCCUUCCCUCACCGACGCCCUGGAAGCCAUGAUCAACGGCCUCGACAAAACGCCCGCGGUACAGCCUGCCCCCACGACUGCCGCCUCAACAGAGCAGCCCACCAACACCGCCACUACAGAGCAAGAACCCGCCGCCGCCCCCGAGGGCCAAGAAGCCGAGCACCCCGAAUGGGAAAUCGACUCCUCCCCCUACGAAUCCUCCUCCGAGUCCUCCAGCUCCGACUCCUCCUCAGACGACGACUCCGAGUCCGGCGAGGGCUACCAGCUCCUCGGCGUCGAGGAGACGGCGCGCAUGCUCAUGGAGAUGGAGGGCGGCUCCGACGACGAGGGCGGGCCCGACGCCGCCGGUAAGGCUGGCGGCGGCGCGCACCUGCGCACCAAGAACGAGGUCGCCCCCGACGCGGUGCCCAAGCCCGACCUCACGCUCACGGCCGACGACAAGAUCGAGGCGCUCGGCGCCGUCGACCAGGUCGUCGACAACAUCAUGGUCGUGCGCGCCUUCACGCCCGGCGAGUACCAGGUGCUCGACUCCGGGUCGGCGCUGUGCACGGAGGACCGGAAAGUGUUUGGCGCCGUGUGGGAGACGAUCGGCAAGGUGCUGCAGCCGAUGUACACCGUCAUGUUCGGCAGCGCGGAGGAGAUAAAGGACGCGGGGCUGGAGGUCGGCACGAAGGUGUACUACCCCGUGGCGCACGCGACGUUUGUCUUCACGGAGCCGUUGAAGAAUCUCAAGGGGUCUGACGCGAGUAACAUCCACGACGAGGAGGUGGCGGAGGACGAGAUGGAGUUCUCGGACGACGAGAAGGAGGCGGAGCAUAAGAGGCAGGCGAAGCAGAAGAAGAAGGACGCGAGGGCGAGGAACGGCGGCGGGGAGAGGCCCGCGAGAGGGGGCGGCGCGAGGGAGCCGCACCCGUUGCGGAACGAGGUCUCCGCGGGGCCGAGCGACGGCGGGCUGAACUACGACGACGAGGACGACGGGCCGUACAAGCCGCUCACGAGGCCGCCUGGGUUCGGGCAGGUGCCGCCCAUGCAGCAGACGUUCAGCCAGGAGCCCGAGCCCGGCAGGUUUGGAGGGCGCAGAGGCGGACGGGGAGACUUUAGGGGACGUGGUGAUAGGGGCAGAGGUCGUGGACGCGGCGGACGCGGCGGGUUCGGACAGCGCGAGGGCAGAGACGGGUACUCCAUGCCGCAGCAACGGCACCAGGAGCAGCAAUCACAGGGACAAUGGGUCGGCAACAACAACAACUACCAGCAGCCUCAACAGCCGCAGCAGCAGUCUGCGCCGGCCCCCGCGGCACCGACCUUCAACUUCCCCUUCCCGGGCAUGCCUCCUCAACCGGGCGGUCAAGGAUUCCCUGCCGUUCCGCCGCCUCCGCCUGGUUGGCCGGCGCAGGGCGGACAGACGGGGCAGAAUCCGGCGGCGGGAGCGUACAUCAACCCUGCCUUCUUCGCGGCCCUGCUGGGACAGAUGCAGCAGAACCAGGCGCAGAACGGUCAGCAAGCGCAGCAGCAGAACCAGCAGAACCAGCAGCAACCACCGCAACAGCCACCGCAUCAAUGGGGCGCGCAGCCUCCUCCGCGAUGA
Messenger RNA from Colletotrichum chrysophilum, 1869 nucleotides. RefSeq lists its product as uncharacterized. Gene Ontology annotation, cellular component: sno(s)RNA-containing ribonucleoprotein complex. The transcript has a single exon. Lineage: Eukaryota; Fungi; Ascomycota; Sordariomycetes; Glomerellales; Glomerellaceae. The record is from RefSeq and is a predicted model, not a curated record. Gene Ontology annotation, biological process: pseudouridine synthesis; ribosome biogenesis; box H/ACA snoRNP assembly. Gene Ontology annotation, molecular function: RNA binding. The coding region runs from base 1 to 1869 and encodes 622 amino acids.